Messenger RNA from Trichobilharzia regenti, 3948 nucleotides. The record is from the annotation of a GenBank genome assembly. Lineage: Eukaryota; Metazoa; Platyhelminthes; Trematoda; Strigeidida; Schistosomatidae.
AUGCGUGAGCGUACAUCUACGGACAAUGCUUACAGUUCAACGUCAGAAUUUGGUUGUUCUAUGCGGGAACUGCAAGGACUCAUGCAGCUCCGUGGUGCGGAGGGAGUCGAAAUUUUGAACAAAAGAUAUGGUGGAGCUACUGGACUGUGCAAGCGCCUUCGAACUUCUCCAACUGAUGGCAUAUCAAGUCAAGAUCUUACUAAACGUCGUGAAGUAUUUGGGACCAAUGUUAUACCGCCUACACCUCCGAAAAGUUUUCUACAACUUAUGUGGGAGGCUUUACAAGAUGUUACUCUGAUAGUUCUAAUGGUUGCUGCUGGUGUAUCACUACUUCUGGCGUUGUAUACAAAAUAUUUUGGUGGUGAAGAUCACAGCAGCGAUGAAACUGAAGGUGAAGUAAGCUGGAUAGAAGGUGUUGCAAUACUCUGUGCUGUUGUUGUAGUCGUUUUGGUGACUGCAACCAAUGACUGGCAAAAAGAAAGACAAUUUCGUGGCCUUCAAGAUAAAAUUGAAUCAGAUCAUAAAAUGUCUGUUGUACGAGAUGGUGAAAUGAUAGAAGUAUUAGUCGGUGAUAUUGUUGUCGGUGAUAUCUGUUUGGUUAAAUAUGGUGAUUUACUACCAGCUGAUGGUGUAAUUCUUCAGAGUAAUGAUUUAAAAGUUGAUGAAAGCUCACUAACUGGUGAACCAGAUCAAGUGAAAAAGGGUGAAAAUAAUGAUCCAAUGCUUUUAUCAGGUACACAUGUUAUGGAAGGUUCUGGAAAAAUGGUGGUCACAGCUGUUGGCGUUAAUUCUCAAGCAGGUAUUAUAUUCACUCUGUUGGGUGCAACUGAAGGUGAUGGAUCAACAUCGCCUCCACCACCUCCGGCAGAUUUAAUCGAUGCAAAUGAAAUGACACAGAUUGAAGGUCAUACUAAUCUUUCACGGCAAAACAAUGACACAGAUGGCAAACAACAACAACGUGGAAAACAUACAAAUUUCAAUGAUCCUACAAAUGAUCGUAAAAAUCAAAUGAAGGGAAGUGGUCAUGUUGCUUUCAGUGGUACAUCUGAAGGAUCUGGAAAAACUGCACUACAGGCGACCAUAUUGAAAAUCAUAACCUUGAUAAUUCAAAUCAACGCUAAAUUGACUCAUUUAGCUGGUUUAAUCGGACAAAUGGGUACUGUUGUGGCUAGUUUAACUGUGAUUAUACUGAUUAUAAAAUUUUCUGUGAAUACAUUUUACUUUGAAAAAGAACAAUGGGAUACAGGAAGACAUUUACAUCAAUUUGUAAGAUUUGUUAUUAUUGGUGUCACUGUGCUUGUUGUCGCUGUGCCUGAAGGUCUUCCUUUAGCUGUAACUAUUUCAUUAGCCUAUUCAGUCAAGAAAAUGAUGAAGGAUAAUAAUCUGGUACGACAUUUAGAUGCCUGUGAAACAAUGGGUAAUGCAACAGCAAUCUGUUCAGAUAAAACAGGUACUUUAACAACAAAUCGAAUGACAGUUGUCCAGUGUUAUUUCGGUGGGAAAUUGACUCGAAACUCCGAUGAGUUACCAAAGUUGAAAGAUUUGAAUCACAGAAUUGGACAUCGGUUGGUUCAUGGUGUAUCUAUCAACAGUAGUUAUACAUCACGUAUAAUGAUACCUGAAAAGCCAACAGAAUUACCACAACAAUUAGGAAAUAAAACUGAAUGUGCUUUACUUGGUUUUGUCCGACAUCUUGGAGUUAAUUAUGAGGAUAUACGAGAACGAUGGCCUCAAGAAAGCUUAAUCAAGGUGUUCACAUUUAACUCUGUACGCAAAUCAAUGAGUACUGUGAUUAAAAACUUGGAAGCUGAUCGACCAGGUUAUACUGUUUUCACGAAAGGUGCUUCUGAAAUGGUUUUAAAGAAGUGUACCUUCAUUCUUGAUGCUAAUGGUGAACCAAAACCAUUCACUGUAGCCAAUCAAGAAAGUUUAGUUCGAGAUGUAAUAGAACCGAUGGCUGGUGAUGGACUACGAACUAUAGGCAUAGCAUACAAGAGUUAUAUUGAUUCUGCUGUUGGAGUGGCUACCAAUGAAAUUCCUCUAAAGCGUGGUCAAACACCAGAUUUUGAUGAUGAAGAUACAGUUGUAUCCAACUUAACAUGUAUUGGUAUUGUGGGAAUCGAAGAUCCUGUACGACCAGAAGUGCCCGCCGCCAUUCGAAAAUGUCAACGUGCUGGAAUUACUGUUCGUAUGGUAACUGGUGAUAAUGUGAAUACAGCACGAUCAAUUGCUUAUAAAUGUGGUAUCUUAAGACCAGGUGAUAAUUAUAUUAUAUUAGAAGGAAAAGAAUUUAAUAAUCGUGUACGUGAUCCACGUACAAAUCGUGUUCGACAAGAUUUAAUGGAUCAAGUAUGGCCACAGCUUAGAGUAUUAGCACGUUCAUCUCCACAAGAUAAAUACACACUAGUUAGUGGAAUUAUUGACAGUCAUAUUUCAACACGUCGUGAAGUUGUCGCUGUCACUGGUGAUGGUACAAAUGAUGGACCUGCAUUGAAAAAAGCUGAUGUUGGUUUUGCAAUGGGUAUAGCUGGUACAGAUGUGGCGAAAGAAGCAUCUGACAUUAUAUUAACUGAUGAUAAUUUUACAAGUAUUGUUAAAGCAGUAAUGUGGGGAAGAAAUGUCUACGAUUCAAUAUCAAAAUUUUUACAAUUUCAAUUAACUGUCAAUAUGGUGGCUAUUAUAGUCGCAUUUAUUGGGGCUUGUUUUAUCACAGAUAGUCCAUUGAAAGCUGUGCAAAUGUUAUGGGUCAAUUUAAUCAUGGAUACCUUAGCAUCAUUAGCAUUGGCAACAGAAAUACCAACAGAAGAAUUGCUUGAACGCGCACCAUAUGGUCGAACAAAACCUAUUAUUAGUCGAAAUAUGAUAAAAAAUAUUCUUGGACAAUCUAUUUACCAAUUGGCAGUUAUUUUCUAUUUAAUAUGGUUUGGUGAGCAUUUAUUAGAUGUAGAAAAUGGACGUGGUUUAAGUGCAAAAGGUAUAAAUCGUCCAACUGAACAUUUUACAGUUAUAUUUAAUUCAUUUGUUAUGAUGACAUUAUUCAAUGAGAUAAAUGCUAGAAAAAUACAUGGACAACGUAAUAUUUUCGCUGGUCUAAUGAAUAAUAUACUAUUUGUGAUUAUCUGGAUUUCAACAUUUCUACUACAAGUUGUAAUUAUCCAAUUUGGAGGAUAUGCAUUUAGUACUUGCCCAUUAGCACUGGAACAUUGGCUAUGGUGUUUAUUUUUCGGUAUCGGUACACUAGUUUGGGGUCAGGUUGUUAUUACAAUACCAAUUUGGGUUAUACCGAAAAGAAAACGAAAGCCGCUUAAAGGAAGACGGUCAACCCUGAUUACAACACAAGAUGCUAUAGGAACAGAAACAGCUGGCCUAGUCGGUCAAGAUGUCACGCACACUCCGAUUGCAGAUGGUGGUUUAGGCCAUCGUGCAAGUACAGGAUUUGUUAGUAAAGCAGCUAAUGCAGUAGCUCGUGGUCUAGGCGCGAUAUACACUCAACCAGAAGGUGAAGAAGACGAAGAGGAAGAAGAAGAUGAUGAUGAAGAAGAGGAGGAAGAUGAGGAUAGGGAAGAUUUGGGCAGUGCUGAACUACGCAAUACAGGUCAAAUAUUAUGGAUAAGAGGUUUGUCAAGGCUACAAACACAGCUUCGUGUAAUCAAUGCAUUUCGUGACAAUAAUCCAACUGCAUUAUGUGAACGACUUGAAAGAAGUGGUCAACUGAAGAAAAGAUUUGCUCAACAACCGAAUAGAUCACAUUCAUUUGUUCUACUUCAACAGACACCAUCAACAAAUCUAUUAAAAAAUAAUCAUGAUGGUGGGCAGUCUCAAUCACAACCAGCAGUUCAUUAUAAUUACAACGAUGAUAGUGAUGAUGAUAUUGAUAAUGAUAAAAAUAAUAAUAAACAAAAAAAUGAAAAUAAUUCUUCAGAAGUUCUUCAUAAAACAAAACUUUGA